AUGUCUGACAAAACACCCCGAUAUCUCACGCAGCCCCAAUACAACUCAAAGGUUCUCGUUCGUGGUAAUCCGGACUACGAGCGAUGCCGUCGCAACAAUCCAACCGCCGACACUCCAUCCCGCUUCCCACGGGAAAUACACAUAGUUGAAACGCCCCAAGAUGUUUCAAAGGCUCUUCAGCGUGCCACUGAGCUUGGGGUGCCUGUUGGCAUCCGCUCAUCUGGCCAUAUUAUGAACAUGCCCAACCUUAUUGAAGGCGGUAUACUCAUCGAUACAAUCAACCUAAACCGACAGAUUGACUAUGACUCAGUUACACAAGAGAUUACAUUCGGCCCAUCUUGUCGUGUAGAGGAACUUGCGGCAAGAUUGAAAGAGAUCAACCGGUUCUUCCCCCACGGGCAUGCUCCUACCGUAGGCUCAGGCGGGUUCCUCUUGGCUGGUGGUCAAGGCUGGUUUGUCCGUGGUUGGGGCGCUACCAAUCAAACAUGGCUUACCAAGAUCGAAAUAGUUGUUCCGGAUGGACGAACUGUUAUUGCCAGCCGUACCGAGAACCGAGAUUUAUUCUGGGCAGCACGUGGCAGCGGCCUGGGUUUCUUUGGUGUUGUCACUAGGUUUUGGGGACGAACUAUCAAAACCUCGCUCAUGUGGGAGCGGAUCCUUAAGUUUGAGAUUAAUACUGAUAACUACAUGACUCUUAUGUCAUGGGCGAUUGAGAGGGGGCGCGAUACCCCUAAAUACGGCACAGACCUAAACCUCACUAUUGACUACCCAGAGAAAUUCGACCCGUCUUAUACCACAGAUGCCAUUCCUCCUAGUGGCAAGCUUCAUCUGACGCUCAACCUGCUCUGCUACUCGGACAACAUCAGAGAGGCGCGAACCUUGCUCAGCGCCUAUGACAAGAUCACUCCCGAGGUCCAGGAGAGCCUCCUUAAGAUGGAGCCCGUACAAAGGAGAACCGUGGAAGAGGUCUUUGCUCGAAAGCGCGGAUUCCUCGGUAAUGCUGGGAAUGACCGGUGGCAAAUCAAUAGCAUCAUGAAUGACCCGGAUGUCCCUCUAGAGAGACUCCUGGAAGCUAUCAAGCCAGCCAUGCUUGAGCUUCCCACGCGCACGUCUUCUGUGUUCUUGUGCCACUGCGAUAUCACACCAGACGAGGAAGAUGCAUGUCUCAGUCUGCCCCAGGAUCUCUACAUCUCUACCAUCACAGGAUGGACGGAUUCCCGGCUCGAGCCAGCCAUUUAUCAGCCCAUGCGCGACAACUACAGGCGUGCUUUCCCUGUGGCUGUGGGACAAUAUAUUACUGAGAUUGAUGUUAAUAACGACGAUGCGAAUAACAAGGUACUCAGCGACACUGCUUUAGCUAAAUUCCUCAAGAUCAGAGAGAAGUGGGAUCCGAACGAACUAUUCCCUAACUAUAAAACUUUCAUCCGGGCCCAUGAUAAAAUCAACCGCAUGAAAAAUAAAGCCCAACUGUAA
Molecule: messenger RNA, 1473 nt
Organism: Clonostachys byssicola
Lineage: Eukaryota; Fungi; Ascomycota; Sordariomycetes; Hypocreales; Bionectriaceae
Source: the annotation of a GenBank genome assembly